AUGUCUGCAGCCCAUGUCGCUGCUGCAGCUUUCCCAGCUAGCAACAACAACAAACCCGCCAUGGCAAGCAUAUCGGAAUCUCGACCGCCCUCACCCAGUGCUCUGCCUCCAAUCCCCAGUUCACCAACUUAUUCCUACGCUUCAACAAGCCGACCUAUACCCUCUACCUUCAAUCUUCCACCUCCCCCACCUCCCCAGUCUCCCCAUGCAGUUCUCACAAAGAACGACCUCGAAGCGUCGCAGACCGCCUACUCCGAAAUUCUCUCCUCAGCAAAAGCCUAUAGACUAGCACUUGCUGUCCUCUCUUCCUCCGCCUCCACCUUCGGUUCCGCUCUCGAAGCAUGUGCACGUCUGAAGGAGGCACGCUCGCCUUCCAUUCAGAGCUCGGGCAGCAUGUCGAAUAGCUUUACCGUCCAUGGAAACCCAGGCGGAUCCAACUGUACCGCGGAUACACUCCUAGCAGCUAGCGGCGUACAUCAUCUGAUAGCAAACCACCAGCAGAUCCUCAGUGAGACGGUAUAUAGAAAUUUCGAGGUACCUUUGCUGAGUGAGUUGGAUCAAUGGCGUCGGCGGAUGGAGGAGGAGGAAGAGCGGUAUCAGAAGGAGGCAAAGAUUAUGAGUCGGGAUAUCAGGAAAAUGGAGAAGGAGGGGCUACGAUUGCAUGGGAAACGCAAACGAGAUGUGGGGGCUUUCCGGGAACAUCUUGUGAAACUUACACAAAAACUAGAUGGGUUGACGUCUUUGCAUGGCGGUCAUGCACGUGGAUUGCUGCGGGAAGGCCAGGAAAUGAGUCUGGGAAUUUUGGAAUGUUCUGCGGGGUUGGUCCGCGCGGAAGUCGAUAUUUUCGAGGCGUUGGCUAGGAAGGGUUGGACAGGUGGGGGCUUGGAUGAGUUGCUUGAGCGGGGACGGGAUCUUUUUGCGAAUGAGGUAGAUGGGAAUGAGCACGCAAACUCACAAUCGAAAAUUUUCAGUAUUCUGCCGAACAAGAGUAUCCUCCCGGAUCCAAAUCAAGACUCACAUACUUCUAGACCACAUCUCAGAGCAAACGAUCACGCAAGAUCCGAUAGUCUUCUGGUGGACGGACAGGGAUAUCAAAGUCUAGCUGGUGCAGUAUCCGCCAAUGAUAGGAAAGACUCAGAUAUGCGAAGUAUAUUUUCGGAAGGAGGCACGAAUUGGUCUCGGACUGAUUCAACGGGAAUCUUGAACAGAUCCAGAGGCGUGAGGCCCUUUUCUCCUCCGCCUAGGGAUCGAGAACCUGUCAAGGAUUGCGAAAAUCCUUUGGAUUUACCAAAACCUCUGGAUUUGGGACUUGCUACCCCUGCAGAUAUGAAGGACAGGAUUGAAGAGGAAGAUGAGCACGAGAACGUCACGUCUUCUGGUACGCUAGAAGCAGAGGCAGUCAAGGAUGAAGAUGGGGAAAUUGUAAAUCCCGAAGGAAGCAAAGGGGCGACGGCGAGAAUGAGUGUAAGUGAUGAUUCUGCAGCUGUGAGUUCUCAGGAUAAGUGGGGUUCAACGAAUGAGACUGGUGCUGGUGCGGCGUCUGAUUAA
This is a messenger RNA of Hymenoscyphus albidus, 1548 nucleotides long. The record is from the annotation of a GenBank genome assembly. NCBI's taxonomy places the organism in Eukaryota, Fungi, Ascomycota, Leotiomycetes, Helotiales, Helotiaceae.